GCCAAAAAGCUCUACGAGCACAAAUACGGCAAGGAUUCCGAAACCGGAUUGCCGAAGAGUGUGUUGAAAGGACUCUACUUUCAGAACAGUGAGUCCAGUUUUCACGAGGCGCUCUCCUCAGGCGACGUCUAUGUCAUGCACAGCGAAGAUGGGGUGGAGUUCUUCGGCUUUCGCAAGAUCGAAGCUGGAUCACAGCUGAUCAGUCCAACUGCUUGGAGGACUUGUUGGAGCAGCUUCAAUUGGAAGAAGACGGACUCGAAGUCCAUGGUCGAAGGAGAGAAGCUUCCUUUGUCAGUUCUGAAGCUGCUCACACAGGCCAUCACCGGCGCAGACUACAAGGGCUCCUGCACACCGAGA
Molecule: messenger RNA, 357 nt
Organism: Durusdinium trenchii
Lineage: Eukaryota; Dinophyceae; Suessiales; Symbiodiniaceae
Source: the annotation of a GenBank genome assembly